This is a messenger RNA of Nothobranchius furzeri (turquoise killifish), 8037 nucleotides long. The record is from RefSeq and is a predicted model, not a curated record. NCBI's taxonomy places the organism in Eukaryota, Metazoa, Chordata, Actinopteri, Cyprinodontiformes, Nothobranchiidae.
AACUUGACACCUGGCUGCGCGGGUGCAUUUGCCAUCGUUUUACCCCCUGAAAGCCCAUUUAAAAAGGAAAGAGACGCGUCCGGCGCUCCUGACUCCGUCCCCUCUCUCAGAAUACGCCAGCUUUCUCUCCGGCUGCUCCGCCGCUCACUCAGGAUCGGCAUAAAUGAAUGAACCACACGGGAUUAUCAGCACACAGUCGCGCAGGGAAACUCUCUGUCAAAAAGGACAACCCGGGGGAUUUUAUGUUGGACCUGACAGGCGACUGAACAUGAUUUUUGGCCUCUGGAACGUCCCAUCACCAACGGUGUCCAAUGCGUAAAGCGGCCACCGGCGUUUUCUGCGCGCCUCGCAAAGGAGUCACGCUGUGAUUAACGGAUCAGGUUUUUGACUGGCAGGACAAAUGAAUACAAAUGAAUUUAGGCACCCGAAGGAGAGAUUGCAGAACCUCUCAUCUAGAUACAAAGAGAGCCCUAUUGCUCUGUACGGUGUUCUAUUGUACUUGUUACCUGGGACUCACACAAGUACACUCUGAAGAUGUCGACAUCCUUCAGAAGUUGGGGCUUAAGGGAGAGAAGCCUUCGCGCUCCGUUCCAACAGGGGUCAUUCCGUUCAGAUCGGGGAUUAUCCUCACCCAACGGGCGCACAUUGAGUCUCCGUUGGGCUCAAUCCUUCCAGCGGCCAUCUGGCCCAAAUUGGCACUGGUCCUGAGUGUACGGUCACACCGUGUGAACAGCGCUUUCCUCUUCACUGUGCUUUCAGGCAACAAGAAACUUCUUCUUGGUCUGCAGCUUUUGCCGGGCAGUCUUGUACUACACACGGGACCAAACACCUCAGUGGCGCUGCCCUAUGAGCCUCAUGAUGGUCAGUGGCACCAACUGGCAGUAGGAAUCAAUGAACAGAGAGUGACUCUAUAUGCCUCCUGCGGAGAGCAGAAAGUUCAGGCAGACUUUGGGUGGGACACUGAGGAGGGACUAGCUCCAGAGCUCCAAGGCUCCUUUCUGCUGGGGCGGACAAGCCAGCAGCAUGCAUCAGCAUACUUUGAAGGAGCUAUUUGCCAGUUAGAUUUGGUCCCUUCUGCACAGGCAGCUCAUAACUACUGCAAGUACAUAAAGAAACAGUGCAGGGAAGCUGACACAUACAGGCCUAACCUUUCACCUUUACUCCCUAUUCUACCAAGAGCAACAAACAUCACAGCUACUGCUGCCACUCCGAAGCGUGGUGGUCUAGAAACAUCCAGAAAGUCGACAGGGUUGAGCCUUGCCAAAAGUGUUGCUGCUGCUGCGUCAGCUGUCAGAUAUGUGGCCUCGCCCAGAACAAUAAAACCAAAUCAGAGGACUACCCCCACUCCCCUGCUGGUCACAGCAAUGCCAGUCACAUCCCAUUUUGGUUUGGUGGCCCCAUCUCCUAAGACCAGGACAGAAACUGUAACGACACCACUCAGGACAGCAGCCUCACACACAAAAUCACCAACCCCAAGACCAAAAGCUUCAAAUCAGGAAACCCCCAAACCACCCAAACCCACUCCGCAGAAGAGCUCAAACAGCCCCAAAAAGACAACAGCAGGAACAGACAAGAAGAAACCUACUACUCCAGCCACUAUCACAACAAAAAAACCAGAGACCAAAUCUGUCUCUGUCCUGCGUGGCCAAGCUAAAGUCCUGAACAAACCACAACCCACAACAUCCAAGAAAACACUCCCAAAACCUAAAGUUUCUCCGUCCAAAGCCACUCAGCCAAAAUCCAAAUCAAUUCCUGUCAAAGUUGCUCCUUCUAAACCAACAAAAACCAAAGUUAGUUCCUCAAAAUCAACAACUCCCAACCCUACAAACGGAAAAUCGUUCAAACAAGCCUCUAAACUGACAAUCAAGCCAACAAAGAAAACCAAAACUACAAAGGCUCCACGACCUACCAAGCCUUCAUACAACACAGUUACACCACCUGCCACUGAUGGCUUCCUGAGCUGGGAGGUGCCACCAACUCAGUUUUCAAUGCUGGCGGGACCUGUGGGACAGAAAGGAGACAAAGGCCACUCGGGACUACCAGGACCUCCAGGGAAACCAGGCCUACCAGGCAAGAGGGGUCCUCGGGGUGAACCUGGUCCCCAUGGGAACCCUGGCCGACCUGGUGCUCCUGGGCUCAAGGGUAAAAAAGGAGACCCUGGCAUCUCACCUGGUCCAGCACCUAAAGGAGAAAAGGGAGAUUCAGGGAUAAUAGGCCUUGUUGGACUGCCUGGCCAGGAGGGCCGAAUGGGACAGAAAGGUCACCCUGGUCCACCUGGACUUCCUGGAGAGCCUGGAGAGCAAGGUCCAAUCGGAAGCCCAGGUGCCAAAGGUUAUCCUGGCAGGCAGGGUUUACCAGGGCCGAUAGGACCAGUGGGGCCUAAAGGCGUUCGGGGUUUCAUUGGAAUCCCAGGCCUUUUUGGCCUGCCUGGGUCUGAUGGCGAAAGAGGUAUUCCAGGCGAACCAGGGAAGAGGGGCAAGAUGGGUAGGCCGGGGUUUCCGGGGGACUUUGGGGAGAGAGGACCACCUGGACCAGACGGAGAGCCGGGUGACAUGGGAGCCCCGGGUCCAAACGGAGUUCUUGGACUUAUUGGUGAUAUGGGACCUGUGGGAGAAAUAGGCCUUCCAGGACCUGCUGGACUGAAGGGGGUUCCCGGAAAUCCUGGAGAACCAGGACUGAAAGGUGAUAAGGGGGAAAUAGGGAUUCCUGGAGACCAAGGGGAGAUUGGGUACAAAGGAGAUAAGGGCAUCCAAGGAGCUCCGGGGUUACCGGGCAUCCGCGGAAAACCAGGACCACAGGGAAAGCUUGGAGAAAAAGGCCCUGACGGUGCAUCUGGGCCACCAGGCCCUGAGGGUUUCCCUGGUGACAUGGGACCACCAGGAGAGAACGGCCUUGAAGGACCAAAGGGAAAACCAGGGGCCAGAGGUUUACCAGGGCCACGAGGAAUUCCAGGUCUGGAGGGUGACGAGGGCCCCCUUGGGCCACCGGGACCAUCAGGACUAGAGGGUAGAAUGGGAAGAAAGGGAUUUCCUGGGGUUGUUGGUCCAGAGGGAGUUAAGGGUGAACCCGGUAUCACAGGACAGGUCGGGCCCAUGGGAGAAAGAGGUUUGGUAGGUUUUAUCGGACCUGUGGGAGAGGCUGGACUGGCAGGAGAGAAGGGCGAUCGAGGGGAAACGGGCCUUCCUGGACCACCUGGAGUAAAAGGAUCAACGGGUCAUCCGGGGACGCCAGGUGAGACCGGGCCUCCUGGACCACCAGGAAGACCAGGCCCUUCUGGAUCAACUGGGCCAUCUGGUACCAGAGGACCUAAGGGCUUGCGGGGUGCAAUAGGGCCUGACGGUCCAACAGGAGAGAUGGGGUCAGAGGGCAAGAAGGGUCACGAUGGGCCUCCAGGAAAAAUAGGUUUCCCAGGAUCACAGGGAAUGAUUGGAGAGCUAGGAGAAACUGGGCCUAAAGGCUUUCCUGGAAUUCAAGGACCUUCUGGACCACCAGGGGACAAAGGAAUAGCUGGCGAGCCGGGACCACCUGGACCACCUGGGACUGUUGGACUGUUGGGAGAAAUUGGUCAAAAGGGUCCUCCAGGAAAGGAUGGUGAACCAGGGCUGCCAGGAGAGCCUGGGGAGAAGGGGGCUACUGGACCUGCUGGAAACAUUGGAGAACAAGGAUUAAUAGGACAGAGGGGAGAGCCAGGCCCAGAGAGUGAAGCUGGUCCAGCCGGUCCUGAUGGAACAAAGGGUGAAAAAGGUGAUAUGGGUCAGGAGGGUGACACGGGUGAGAAAGGUGAAACUGGAUUAAAAGGAAAGGAAGGUUCAGCUGGUAAUCCAGGACUCACUGGCUUCAGGGGUCCUGAGGGGAAGUCUGGUAAAAUCGGAGAACAAGGCAAACCAGGACCAAAGGGUGCUAAAGGUUAUCUGGGUCAUCUUGGAGAGACUGGACCUGUGGGAAAGACCGGACCACCAGGAUUUGUUGGACCAAAGGGGUCGCGAGGGACUGUCGGACAUGCGGGAGCUCCAGGCCGAAUGGGUCAGCAGGGGGAGAUGGGCCUUUUGGGUUAUGAGGGUCACAAAGGACAACAAGGUCCAAUGGGACCUCCAGGACCAAAAGGUGAAAAGGGUCUCCAAGGAGAUGAUGGGAAAAAGGAAGGUCCUCCCGGUCCUCAUGGUCUUAUGGGACAUCCAGGUGACAGAGGAGAAAGAGGUCAACCAGGAGAUCCAGGGUACAAAGGUCAAAUUGGUGUGGAUGGGGAACGAGGCAGACCUGGAGCUUCUGGACAACCAGGGCAUGCUGGACCUAGAGGGCAUCAAGGACCCAAAGGGACCAAAGGAGAUCAAGGUCAGAAAGGUAAAAAAGGUCAAUCAGGACAAAAAGGAGUGAGAGGAUCAGAGGGUGGGGGUGGUCCUCCUGGUCCCAGAGGUGUGGUGGGCCCAGAGGGAAGGGAGGGGAUCCCCGGUUUGGACGGAGGCGUUGGAAAAGACGGCAGUAAAGGCAUUCCUGGAAAUCACGGCGAUGAUGGAGAGACAGGCCUUCCAGGUAAAUCUGGUGCUCAGGGUAAAACCGGAGUUCCUGGACUCCCAGGAGAUCAGGGAACCAUUGGACCAAAGGGUGAGCAGGGCCUUCGAGGCCAGAGCGGGUCUCCAGGAAAGAGAGGUUUCAAAGGUGGAAUGGGACUUCCAGGGUCACAGGGAGACCGGGGACCUAAGGGACAACCUGGUGACGUAGGGGAACAAGGUUUUCCAGGGAUUCUGGGAGUUUUUGGACCAAGGGGACCUCCAGGAGACUUUGGACCAAAGGGCAUACGGGGACCAAAGGGGCCACAGGGAUCAAUGGGCAGAGGAGGAGUCAUUGGCCCUGUGGGAAUUAUAGGUCCCAGUGGAAGUGCUGGUCCUCGAGGAGAAAAAGGCCAUCAGGGAGAAACAGGAUUUCAAGGUCCAAGGGUAUGUAUAGAUAUGAGAAUUACUUUCUUUUUGUUGGUUAUAAGUUAUGUAUAUUUUGAUGUGGUCAGUUUCAAACAUGUACUCUUUUUUUUUAUUCUUUUUUUUUUAAAUCAGGGAUCCCCUGGACCCCGUGGACUACCAGGACCUCCAGGUCCUCCAGGUGUCCCUCUGUCAUUUAAGGAAGAUGGUCUGUUGUUUGAUUCGCCCACCCCUCUCAGGACUAAGUAUAAACCAGUAAUGGACCUGCCGAUGCUAGACCAGGGCGCAGAGAUCUUUAAGACCCUCCACUACCUCAGUAACUUGAUCCAGAGCCUGAAGAACCCACUGGGAACACGGGAUAACCCCGCCCGCAUCUGCAGGGACUUGCACAGCUGUGAACAGAAGCUCAGUGAUGGGACUUAUUGGAUGGACCCCAAUCUUGGCUGCUCAUCUGAUAGAAUAGAAGUCACCUGCAACUUUACUGGAGGUGGACAGACUUGUGUCAAACCAGUAACAGUGUCUAAGCCAACUGUGACUGUUGGUCGAGUCCAGAUGAACUUCCUGCACCUUCUGAGCUCAGAAGCCGUUCAACACAUCAUCAUCCAUUGUUUGAACGUCUCGGUUUGGACGUCAUCUGAAGAUCUUGAGGAUGAGCGGGAGUCUGUGAGGUUCAAAGCAUGGACCGGGGAGGUGUUUGAAAAGGGAGGAGAACUCGAGCCAGAUGUUUUAGAAGAUUCCUGCUGGAUAAAAGAUGGCCGCUGGCACCAGACUCAUUUUGUCUUCCACUCCCUGGACCCCACCUUGCUCCCUGUGGUUAACAUCUACAACCUUCCAAAAAAUUCCCCUAGUUCACGGUACCACCUAGAAGUAGGUCCAGUUUGCUUCCUGUGAAGACCAUGGUGCUCUGAGCAGAAAGGGGAUGGACAAGCCACCCGUACGAGACAUAAUCAUGUAGCUGUGGAAACCAGAGCAGCUGUGUAAUCACUUCCUGUCCAAGUGAAGAAAUAAAGAUCCCCUUCAAGCAGAUGGAGCUUCACUACCAAACUCCCACUGGACUGCAUUCGCAAAAGGGAGGAAGCAUAGGGAGUAAAGGGGGAAAUACGGGAGCUAGAAAGAAGCAAGAGAGUUCUUGCACUAAUGGCUUCUCGGUACGGCAAAAGCUUCUCCAAACUUGUUAUGGUGGAUCUCCUCUGCUGGGAGACAUAAGGCCACACAACGUCUCCAGAACAUUGUCAGGUGAAGGGAGACCAGGCCGUAUACAGCAGUGAACAUUUAUAGUAACUUAUUUUUGCAACUGUAUACAUCCUGUAUACCGUGCGUAAUUUUCUGACAUUCAAUUCUGUCGGAGGAGAAAAUUGAAGUAAAUGGGACCUUGUAAAUAUAGAUAUAUAUUUAUAUGCUCUAUUAUUGAUUUUUAUACAUGUAUAUCUUAUGUAAAGAAAUAAUCUUUAAGUGCAAUAGAAGAUGAAAAGAUAGUCCUGUAUUUGGAACUUGGAAGGAUUUUUCAGGAGUACCAUUUUAUUUGUUUUUGGAGCUCAUCUCUUCAUAAUCUCACACAGAUAAUGUCUAUUAUUAUUAUUAUUAUUAUUAUUAUUAUUAUUAUUAUUAUUAUUAUUAUUAUUAUACAAAUCAUUUUUCCAAUGUCCUUCUUGAUGAAGGUAAAUCAGUGACAUUUUUAAGAUCUCCACAGAAACCACACACUGAAGCAAGCGUCUUGACCGAUUGCUGUCAUUAUUCCUCACUGAUUAUUAAAUGAAAUGCCACUGACGAUUAGUAAGAUUUAGGAGACAAAGUGUCAUAUUGAGUAAGAACAAAAGUGGAGUUCUCAGUUUUACUAAAUCUUCCAACUGUUGAUUAUAAAGAUUUAUUGCUUAUUGGUUUAUAAUCAAACCUGGAGGAGUAGUUCAUACUGAAAACCAGCUGAUUUUACAGCAAACAGACCACAGGUUCUGGUAACAUAAGUGAUUGUUUUAUGAUUAUCGGCUGUGCGGCGCUUUGGUCAGCUCACAUGCUGUGUUAAGUGCGCUAUAUCAAAUAAAAUGGUAUAAUAUGGUAACAUUGGGGAGAGAACUGAACCAUAACCGGCUCUCCCAUGUUUCCUCUUAUAUGGUGCUAAAUAACAUUUCCAAGGUGCUAACCGCAGUGCUGAUUUUACACCACUUUUUGCUAAAUAAAUCAAAUGCUCAUGUUCUAUUAUGGCUUGGAUAAAAAAAAUGUGUGUAUAUAAAAUAUUACUAUUCCUUCCAUGUUAAUUACGCAUGAAAUAAUUUAAAUAAUGUCUUGAUUAUUUAAAUCUGUUUUUAUCUGUUGCUGCAUUUUGGGAGUCUGUUUCAUCAAAACACAACUAAAAUAUAAAUAUUAACAUAUGUAAGAAAACUGAUUCCUGUUUUUAUAUCAAGUAUAAACUACAGGGUCUAAAGUAUUUCUAAGAAUAGAAUUAUUUGCAUAUGUACAAAAGCCCACUGAGCUGUAUGUAAUUUUAUUAGAAAAUAGUAAAGAUAGUUUUUAUUAAAAAUGUUAACAAAAAAUUUAAGAAUAAACAAUGUUUUGUUGUAGCUGGAAAAAAGUGUGUAUAAUUUUGUAACUCUUGCUGUACACAGUAAAUCCCCUCUUGCUAAUUUAAUGUUAUUUAAUGUUAUUAAUGUGGUUGCAGACUGAGCAAAUUUCUAGUCGUCAAGCCAAAACUCUGACAACGUUUUGUAUCAGUUGUCCCAACUGGUCUUGGAGUUUAUAGAUUUCUGUUUAUGUGUAAAUUUGGGGCUUUGCAGAACAAAUUUAUUUCAAUAUAUUGUCUUUUAUUUUUUAAAAAUAUUUCAUGUUCUUCUUUUUAUGAUAAUCAACCAUGUACUGUACGAGGGCUGUUAUACAACAUGUUUUUAAUGAAUUACGCAAAUAUGUGAAAAAUAAUUUCUUCUUUUUUUUCUUUGAAAUAAGUUAAGAAUACCUCAUAAUUUUACAUGAGACUUAGAGCAAAGAUGUUCUGUUGCAUAUAUUAUUAAAAUCUGUUUUAAAACAAUUAUCAGCCAAAUGCAGCAAGUCAUUCAACUCUGAUUAUUUCUGGUGCAUUCAUUCUUACCUUCGUAAUUGUUCAGUGUCAAUUUGUUCAAUAAAAACAUAUAAUUUG